AAAUUCCACCUCUCUUCGUUAAUUUCUGUGUCUUCCAUCUACUGCCAUCUUCUCGAUCAAUGCAGAGACAUGUCGUCCUUGGCGUCGUGCUGCGCGGCCUCGACCUGCGGUUUGUGCUCCUCGGUGGCAUCUGGGAUCUCCAGGAAAUCGGCUAGGCUCGCCUACUAUGGCCUCUUCGGCCUCUCUCUUAUUGUCUCUUGGAUUCUUAGAGAAGUCGCUGCUCCUCUCCUGGAGAAACUCCCAUGGAUAAACACAUCUUCUCACAAAAAUGAAUGGUUCCAAGAACAAGCAGUCCUUCGUGUAAGCUUGGGAUAUUUCUUGUUUUUUGCAAUCCUUGCGCUUAUAAUGAUUGGUGUUAAGGACCAAAAUGACCAACGUGAUUCAUGGCAUCAUGGUGGAUGGAUUGCAAAGAUGGUCAUCUGGCUUUUGCUUGUCGUCCUUAUGUUCUUCCUUCCAAAUGUUGUCGUCUCAAUUUAUGGAACUCUCUCAAAAUUUGGGGUGGGGUUAUUUUUAUUGGUUCAAGUGAUCAUAUUACUAGAUUUUACUCAUUCAUGGAAUGAUGCAUGGGUUGAAAAAGAUGAACAGAAAUGGUAUAUCGCUUUACUUGUUGUAUCAGUUGUUUGCUACCUUGUGGCAUAUGCGUUCUCUGGAGUUCUGUUCAUAUGGUUCAAUCCUUCCGGUCAGGACUGUGGCCUCAAUGUCUUCUUUAUUGUUAUGACAAUGGUUCUUGCAUUCGCUUUUGCAGUUAUAGCAUUGCACCCAGUGGUGAAUGGCAGCCUCUUUUGCCUGCUUCCGUGACAUCAGUCUACUGUGCUUAUGUGUGCUACACAGAUCUCUCCACUGAACCACGGGACUAUGCAUGCAAUGGUCUUCACAACAAAUCCAAUCUUAUUCUUGGGAUGCUCACAACAGUUCUGUCAGUUCUCUAUUGAGCUCUUCGUGCUGGAUCAUCAACUACGUUUUUAUCUCCACCAUCUUCCCCAAAAGCAGAGGGAAAUAAGAAACCACUUCUUGGAAAAGAAAAGGAAGAUGUUGAAGAAGGGAAGGAAGCAGAAGCCCGGCCAGUUAGUUAUUCUUAUUCAUUCUUCCACCUGAUCUUUGCCUUGGCAAGCAUGUACUCUUCGAUGCUUCUUACUGGAUGGACUAGCUCAUCUGAAAGCACAGACCUCAUAGACGUUGGCUGGACAUCAGUUUGGGUCCGCAUCUGCACCCAGUGGGUCGCUGCUGCACUCUAUAUUUGGACCCUUGUGGCUCCUUUGAUUUUCCCUGACCGUGAGUUCUUCUAGAUUUCAUGUCAAUGGUAACAAUUUCAAUAUCUAAAUAGUUGGUGCAAUGGUGUCUCUUCCCCUGUUUUUCUCCCCAAACGCACCCUCAUUGUAUGGCCUAAACAUAGACUCUGCAUAGUGCAUGCUUGUAAAAUCUCCAUUCCAACAGUGCUUGUACAUCACCAUCCCAUGUUGUGAGUUCAAACAAGAUAUAUUGAAUUCUAUCCAUUUCAAAAUGGGGUCAUCCUGUCACCACCACUUGGCCGCAAUCAAACCUGAAAAACAUGAUAGUACUACGUAUAAAUGGAGUGAUCCUGCAUUAAACUCUUGAAUUAGUG
Molecule: messenger RNA, 1603 nt
Organism: Rubroshorea leprosula
Lineage: Eukaryota; Viridiplantae; Streptophyta; Magnoliopsida; Malvales; Dipterocarpaceae
Source: the annotation of a GenBank genome assembly